Messenger RNA from Anarrhichthys ocellatus (wolf-eel), 2388 nucleotides. Its product is annotated as protocadherin gamma-A3-like. The annotation marks the transcript as partial. The transcript has a single exon. Gene Ontology annotation, molecular function: calcium ion binding. Gene Ontology annotation, biological process: homophilic cell-cell adhesion. Gene Ontology annotation, cellular component: plasma membrane. The record is from RefSeq and is a predicted model, not a curated record. NCBI's taxonomy places the organism in Eukaryota, Metazoa, Chordata, Actinopteri, Perciformes, Anarhichadidae.
AAGAGCAUCCUGGAUGAACCAGACUCUCCUCUAGAGGUGAGCCACUUGACAUAUUGAUCUUCACAUUGUAUUAUGUAAGUGCUUUUUCAUUGGUCUUAUCAACGAGUGGAUGCCGUUUGGUCUCAUAUGUGUCCAUUAACUCAUUAGCAUUUGGAUAACAACUACUCGACAUUUCAUGUGACUGGAGGCUAAAUGUCCUUUUUGAAUUGCUGAUUAAUUCAUUAUGGAGCUCAGUGUUGAAUUUAAAUGCGAGUAUUAAUGUCAUCGAUCACCAGAAUUGUUUUAGAUAUGGUUUUAGAUAUUCAAGGCUGUAUAGCAAUUAGUCAAAUGCAGAUCCAGGUAUUAUAAUGUUGCCGUUGUAAUUAUUUUACACCAGAUUUAUUGUCAAGUUAUUUGAUUCUUCCAUUGUUCAUGAUAUUCGUGCUUUGGACAGUAAGCGACGCUGUUGGUCAGUGAAACAAGUGUUCAGAAUUGAUUCCGCGGAGGCAGAGCCCUCAUUUUCCCGUUUAGACAGGGGAGGAGACAAUCUGUGUUUAACAAGCAGGACUACGACCACAAUUUCAUUCGAAGCGAGGACUUUGAAACCAAAGGAUUACUUGAUUCAACUGGCUUUGUUUUCUCUGGAUUGUAUACAGCAGGUGUUUGCUGUCACAUAUUAUUAUUUGUGUAAUGGCGUUUGGAAAAUCUCCUUUCGAAAAAGGGCGUUUGAAUUGCAGGUCAGUGUGGCCGUUUCUGCUGUUCUUUUGGUGUCUCAGUCACAUCGUGUCCGGCCAAAUCAGAUAUACAAUUCCAGAGGAACUGAAAAAGGGGUCAGUUAUCGGUAACGUGGCUCAAGACCUUGGUUUGGAUGUGCAAAGGCUUCGUUCUGGCCGUGCCCGUAUCGUGACAAGACAAAGCAUCCAGUACACCGAGCUGAAAACAGACAAAGGCGUUUUAGUCGUGAACGAGAGAAUAGACCGAGAGCAGCUUUGUGGAGACGUAACACCGUGCAGCUUCAGCUUUGAGGUGAUUUUAGAAAAUCCCAUGGAAUUACAUCGUGUAACAGUGGAAAUAAUUGACAUAAAUGACAAUUCUCCGACAUUUAGGAAUAACGAAAUUAAAUUGGAAAUAAGUGAAUCUGCCACACUGAGAUCACGCUUUUUGUUAGCCAGUGCUGAAGACGCAGAUGUAGGCAGUAACGGUCUACAAAAAUACAUACUAACUACGAAUGACAUAUUUGUUUUGAAGCAGCACUCAAGUCCAGAUGGUCGAAAAUAUGCCGAGAUGAUCUUACAAAAACCGUUAGAUAGAGAAAGCGAGCCACGAAUAUCAUUGAAGCUCAUCGCUGUUGACGGUGGAACUCCCCCUCGAUCUGGUACAGUAAAUAUAGAUAUUAUUGUGCUUGAUGCUAAUGAUAAUCCUCCCAUUUUUAACCAGUCUCUCUACAGGGCUACUGUCUUUGAAAAGGCAUUAAAGGGCACAUAUAUCACGACAGUGAAUGCAAGUGAUGCAGACAGUGGAUCACAUGGUCUUAUCACAUAUAGAUUUUCAAACAUGAAAGAGCAGCUGGCUGACGUAUUUCAUUUGGACGAUAUUACGGGAACCAUAACACUUUUAGGGCAAGUGGAUUAUGAAAAAGAUAAGAAAUAUGAAAUAAUGAUUGAAGCGAUGGACCAAGGAGGUCUGACCGAUUCAAGUAAGGUGUUAAUUGAGAUUGUAGACGUCAACGACAAUGCGCCUGUCAUAAAUGUGAUGUCAUUCUCCAGCCCGGUGCCGGAGGAUUCUCCCUCGGGUACCACAGUGGCAAUUAUUAAUGUGAUUGACGCAGACUCAGAGCAAAAUGGCCAAAUUGUUUGUUCAACAGACAGUAGCAUCCCAUUUAAAAUAAAAUCAACAUUAACUAAUUACUAUGCAUUAGUAACAGACUCAGCUUUUGAUAGAGAAAUUGUACCGGAAUAUAACAUAACUAUCAGGGCAACCGAUUCUGGCUCGCCGUCAUUGUCAAGCACAACAACAUUACGUUUGAGAAUAUCUGAUGUGAAUGACAAUGCCCCAGUAUUUGAUCAAAUUAGCUACGUUGCUCACGUUCCAGAAAACAAUUCCCCUGGGGAGUCCAUAUUUUCCGUCAAAGCACUGGACGGUGACUGGAAUCAAAACGCUAGAAUAUCUUACUUUCUCGAAGAAACACAGAUCAAUGGCAGUCCGACCUCUUCUUACGUCUCCAUAAAUACUGCAACUGGAGCUAUCCAUGCAGUGAGGUCGUUUGAUUAUGAACAGAUUAAACAACUCCAGCUGGUAGUAAAGGCACAGGAUGGAGGCUCCCCUCCACUCAGUAGCAAUGUGACUGUGAAUGUAAUGAUCCAGGACCAGAACGACAACCCCCCUCAGGUUCUGUACCCAGUCCAGACU